Molecule: messenger RNA, 4731 nt
Organism: Balaenoptera acutorostrata (minke whale)
Lineage: Eukaryota; Metazoa; Chordata; Mammalia; Artiodactyla; Balaenopteridae
Product: sialic acid-binding Ig-like lectin 5
Exons: 17
Coding region: 50-3025 (991 amino acids)
Biological process (GO): cell adhesion
Cellular component (GO): plasma membrane
Molecular function (GO): sialic acid binding
Source: RefSeq, a predicted model, not a curated record
CCCCUUCUCUUUUCACACACAGGACGCCCAGGAGCCCUCCGUCUCAGAGAUGCCGCCGCUGCUGCUGUCCCUGCUGUGGGCAGGGUCCCUGGCUCAGGAUCGGAGAAUCCGGCUGGAGGUGCGGGGGCCCGUGACGGUGCAGGAGGGCCUGUGUGUCCGCGUGCCCUGCUCCUUCUACUAUCCCUGGAGCUACUGGGACAACUCUGCCCCAGCUUUUGGCUACUGGUUCCGGGAAGGGGCCAAUGAGAAGCUGGAUGCCCCCGUGGCCACAAACAACCCAGGUCGUAAAGUUCAGGAAGAGACCCAGGGCCGAUUCCACCUCCUAGGGGACCAUGGAGACAACAAUUGCUCCCUGGACAUCAGAGACGCCAGGAGGAGGGAUGAAGGUUCAUACUUUUUUCGUGUGGAAAGAGGAAGUGCACUAUGGAGUUAUAAGUCUAAGCCGCUCUCCUUGCAUGUGACGGCCCUGACCCACACACCCCACAUCCUCAUUUCUGGGACCCUGGAGUCUGGCCGCCCCGGGAAUCUGACCUGCUCUGUGCCCUGGGCCUGUGAGCAGGGCACGCCCCCCAUCUUCUCCUGGACGUCAGCUGCCCUCACCUCCCUGGGCCCGAGGACCCACCUCUCCUCAGUGCUCACCCUCACCCCACAGCCCCAGGACCACAGCACCAACCUCACCUGUCAGGUGAAGCUCCCCACAAGUGGUGUGAUCGUGGAGAGGACCAUCCAGCUCAAUGUCACAUGUGCUCCACAGAACCCAACAAGAGGUGUGUGCUUAGGGGAUGGGACAGGAAAAUCGGGGACCAGGGCAGGAGUGAUUGAGGGGGCCAUUGGGGGAGCUGGUGUCACCAUGUUGUUUGUUCUCUGCCUCUGCCUCGUCUUCUUCACAGUGAAGACCUACAGGAAGAAGGCAGCCAGGACUGCAGUGGGUGUGGAGGACGUCCACCCUGCCAUAGGGCCAACUUCCCUGCAACACCAGCAGGAGUCCACGUUAGAGGAUCCUCCUGACCCCACAAGCUCGGCAGGGGCCACCCCCACCUUGGGGAUGGAGCAGGAGCUGCAUUACGCCUCCCUCACCUUUCAUGGGGUGCAUCUUCAGGAGAGCACCCACUCAGAAUACGCGGAGAUCAGGACCAACCUGGCAGGACCCGUCCCCGUCUUGCAUGCAUGGAGCUUCCCCAGCUGCUCCUCCUGCAUCUCACACCCGACGGGGACUGACCGGCCCGAUUUCCUGCGGACAGAGGUGUGGGAGGGACAGGCUGUGGACCGGGACCCGGGAGACACCUUUGGGCUGUACUCGCUGCUUGUGACCCUCACCGGGGCCUCAUAUGGAAACCCCAUCACUCUUACUGCAAAGAUGCUGCUAUUACCACCACCGCCGCUGCUGCUGUCCCUGCUGUGGGCAGGGUCCCUGGCUCAGGGUUCGAGCUACUACUGGCUGCAAGUGCAGGAGUCCGUGACGGUGCAGGAGGGCCUGUGUGUCCACGUGCCCUGCUCCUUCCACUAUCCCCGGAGCUACUGGAACUACUCUGUCCCAGCUUUCGGCUACUGGUUCCAGAAAGGGGCCAGUAUCUACCAGGAUCCUCCAGUGGCCACAAACAACCCAGAUCGUGAGGUGCUGACGGAGUCCCAGGGCCGAUUCCACCUCCUUGGAGACCCCCGGGCCUACACCUGCUCCCUGGACAUCAGAGAUGCACAGAGGGGAGACACGGGGACAUACUUCUUUAGGGUGGAGAGAGGGCCUAUUGUGAGAUAUAGUUACGUAGAGAACAUGAUCUUCCUGCAUGUAACAGCUCUGACACAGACACCCGACAUCCACGUCCACGGGACCCUGGAAUCCGGCCGCCCCAGGAACAUCACCUGUGCAGUGCCGUGGGCCUGUGAGAGGGGGACACCCCACACCUUCUCCUGGAUCGGGGCUGCCCUCACUUCCCUGCACCCCACGAGUCCCCAUUCCCCAGGGCUCACCCUCGCCCUGAGGCCCCAGGACCACGGCACCAACCUCACCUGUCGAGUGACCUUGCCCGGAGCUGGCGUGAGCACGGAGAGGACCGCCAGGCUCAACGUGUCCUAUGCACCCCAGAAGCCGACCAUCAGAGUGUUCCGGAAAGAAGGCACAGGACCUGAAACUCUGGGCAAAAGCCUAUCUCUCCCAGUCCAGGAGGGCCAGUUCCUACGCCUGGACUGUGUCGCCAACAGCAACCCUCCGGCCACGAUGAGCUGGACCCGGGGGAGCCUGACCCUGAGCCCCUCAAAUUCCUCGACCCCUGGGGUCCUGGAGCUGCCCCGGGUGGAACUGGGGGACCAUGGGAAAUAUGUCUGCCGAGCUCAGCAUCCGCUGGGCUCCCAGGAAGCAUCUCUGAGCCUCGUUGUGAAAAACCCCCCGCAGCUGCUGGGACCCUCCUGCUCCCCGGAGGAUGAAGGUCUGCAUUGCAGCUGCUCCUGCCGAGCCCAGCCGGCCCCCUCCCUGCGCUGGCGGCUGGGGGAGGGGCUGCUGGAGGGGAAUUUCAGCAACGCCUCCUUCAAGGUCACCUCCAGCUCGGCUGGGCCCUGGGCCAACAGCUCCCUGAGCCUCAGCGAGGGGCUCAGCUCUGGCCUCAGACUCAGCUGCGAGGCCCUGAACGGCCACGGGAAACAGAGCGCCACUGUCCUGCUGCUUCCAGGGAGGCCAGCACCCAGGACCGGUGUGGUUUUGGGGGCCGUCGGGGGAUCUGGCGUCACAGCCCUGAUAGCUCUCUGCCUCUGCCUCAUCUUCUUUGCAGUGAAGAUCUACAGGAAGAAGUCAGCGGAGAAGGCAUCGAGCAGAGAUGGCGUCCGUCCAGCGUUGAGUUCCAUCUCUCUGGGUCACCUCAAUGAAUCCUGUUCAGACAGCCCCUCAGACUACCAGACCCCAGCUCCGGCCACCUCCACCUCAGGGAAGGAGCAGGAGCUCCAUUACGCCACCCUCAAUGUCCACAGGCUGAGGACCCACAACUUUCAAGACCAGGACACCACCGAGUACUCAGAGAUCAAGAUCCGGAAAUAAUGCCCCCGCCCCCAACCCCAGAACCAGGCUGGAGCCCAGAAAAUGCAUCUCUGAAGAAAAUGUGUGCCAGGCACCGAUUCUUGAAGACUUGACUGCCCUCUGAGCCAGAGCUUAUAAAUGAGAAUGUGAAGCUCCUUGGAGUGGCUAAAGGUCGCAGAGAGUCCUAGGUUCAAAUCCAGGCCCUGGUAACCCUAAGGGUGUUAUAUCAGGCAAGUCACUUUACCUCUCUGUGCUUCAGUUUCCUUCUCUGUAAAAUGGGGAUAAUAUCCAUUAGGUAUAUUGUUAAGUGGGGAAAAUGCACUUUGGGAGUUGUUAACUACAUUGUUAUGUGUUAAGUUUACCUCAGGAUGGAGGGAGAUGUCAGCUUUUGGCUCUACCACAUAUUUCUAUUUUGCCUGACUAUUUUUAAGAACAUGAAUUAUUUUUUGUUUGUUUGUUUUUCCGGGAGGGAGGAGAUGAAACAUGUAUUAUUUUUUUAAAGUAAACCUAAAUUUACCUCUCUGGAUGGAGAAGAUAUUUCCCAAUACAUGUAUCUAACAAAGGACACCUAGAAUAUAUAAUGAAUAUAUUUUUUUAAAUAACAAAUAAUUUAAAAAUAAAUUUGAGGGCUUCCCUGGUGGCACAGUGGUUAAGAAUCCGCCUGCCAAUGCAGGGGACACGGGUUCAAGCCCUGGUCCGGGAAGAUCCCACAUGCCGUGGAGCAACUAAGCCCAUGCGCCACAACAGGCUCGAGCCACAACUACUGAGCCUGCGAGCCACAACUACUGAAGCCCGCAUGCCUAGAGCCCAUGCUCCGCAACAAGAGAAGCCACCACAAUGAGAAGCCUGUGCACCGCAACGAAGAGUAGCCCCCACUCACCCUGACUAGAGAAAGCCCGCAUGCAGCAACAAAGACCCAAUGCAGCCAAAAAUAAAUAAAUUAAAAUAAUAAGAAUAAUAAAUAUAUAUAUAUAUAAAUUUUAAAAUAAAUAAAUAAAUAAAUUUGAAAAAAAAAUUAAAGGGAUAUGUAAAGAGCUCCCACAAAUCAAUUAGAAAAAGGCAGACAACCGAAUAGAAAGACAAGAUAGUCAAAUGGCCAAUAAGCAUACAGAAAAGUAUUCAACUUCUGUAGCUGUCAAGGAAAUAAAAAUUAAAAUCACAAUGGUGCCAACUGCAUAGUUACAUUGGCUAAGAUAAUAAAAAUAAUAUCAAGGAAAUCAAGUGUUGAGGAUAUUACGCUAAGUGAAAUAAACCAGUUACAGAAUGACAAAUGCUGCAUGAUUCCAGCUAUAGGAAGUAUUUAAAGAAAUCAAACUCUGAAACAGAAGGUAGAGGGGCCCUGGGGGAGACUCAGAGAAGGGGAGUUAGGAAGUUGCUAUUCAAUAGGUGUAGAGUUUCACUUUUGCAAGAUGAAAACAUUCUAGAGGUUUGAUGGCCAACAAUGAGCAUAUAAUUAACACUACUGUACCGUACACUUAAAAAUGGUUAAGAUGGUAAAUUUUAUGUUAUUUUUUUUUAACCACGAUUUUUUAAAAAGUACUAUAUAGUGGUUACCAGGGGCUGGGGACUGGGGGUGUCGGUGGACAGUUAAUGUUUAGUGGGUACAGAAUUCCAGUUUGGGAUGAUGAAAAAGUUCUAGAGAUGGAUGGUGAUGAUGGUUGCACAAUGUGAAUAUGCUUAAUGCCAUUGAAUUGUACACUUGAAACAUGGUUAAACCAGUAUGUCAU